AUGGGUCCAUAUCAACCUAAGUUAGCAGAGUAUCCAAAGACUGAAUCAGGGAGACAGUAUCGUCGAUUUAAGUACACUUGGUUUGAUCAAUUUCCUUGGAUAGAGUACUCUCCAUCAAAGGAUGCAGUGUUUUGUUUUCCAUGCUUUAUCUUUGAAAACAAAGUGCCUCGUCAUCUCACAUUCACCACCGAAGGCUUUAGAAGUUGGAAGAGGGUUAAUGAUGGGGUUAGAUGUGCACUUUUGAUGCAUGUGGGAAGUCCCACUUCACCACAUAAUAAUGCUGUGAAAUCUGCUGAAGAUUUAAUAAAAGUAAGUAGACAUAUUGAUAAAGUGUUGAAUGCACAAACUGUUGAAGAAGUUCAUAAAAAUCGGUUGAGACUUAUGACAACAAUUGAAAGUGUUCGAUGGCUUAGCUUACAAGCAUGUGCAUUUAGAGGUCAUGAUAAAUCUUCGGCUUCUAAUAAUCGAGGUAAUUUUUUAGAGAUGAUAAGACUUAUGGGGAGACUGAAUGUUGACAUUGAUGAUGUUGUCUUAGAAAAAGCUCCGAAAAAUGCAAAGUAUACCUCGCCGACUAUUCAAAAAGAGAUUUUGUAUAUUCUUGCGAACAAAGUGAGGAAAAAGAUUUGUGAAGAAGUUAGAGAUGCAAAGUUUUGUAUUUUGGUUGACGAAGCCAAAGAUGCAUCAAAUAAAGAACAAAUGGCUAUUUUUUUGAGAUUUGUUGACAUUCAGGGUUUUGUACAAGAGCGUUUUUUUAGUAUUGUGCAUGUUUCAGAUACUACUUCUUCAACACUUAAAAAAGAAAUUUGUGAUGUGCUCGCUCGAUAUAACUUGCAUAUUUUCAAUAUGCGAGGUCAAGGGUAUGAUGGUGCUAGCAAUAUGUGUGGCGCAUGGAAUAGACUACAAGCUCUAUUUCUCAGAGAUUGUCCUUAUGCAUAUUAUGCUAUAGAAAUUGCACAUAUGGUAGCUACUGGAGAACGUGAGACCGGUAGAGGGGCUAAUCAAAUUGGUAAUUUACAUCGAAGUGGAACUACUCGUUGGAGCUCUCAUUUUGAUUCUAUUUGCAGCUUAAUAGAUAUGUAUGGUGCAACUAUUACUGUGCUUGAAAGUAUGGUUCAAGAAGGAUCUUCUAAUUCUAUACGUGGAGAAGCUGGUGGUUGUUUGAUUCAAAAAUCUCUUGACAUCUUAAAUGCAAUGGAUCUUGUAUCAACUACUAAAGCAUUGCUUCAAACUUUGAGAGAUGCCGGAUUUGAUCUUCUUCUUGCAAAUGUGCAAUUUGUUUGCACAAAAUAUGAGAUUGACAUACCACAUAUGAAUGCUUCGUAUAAAAAGGCUACAGGUCGUUCAUGUCAACAACAAGGUUCAGUGACAGUUUACCAGCAUUAUCAUUAUGAUAUAUUUAACUCAACAAUAGAUUUUCAGUUGGAAGAAUUAAAUUCUAGAUUCAAUGAUGAGACAGUGGAACUCCUUCUAGAGCAUUAUCAGAUUGAUGUGAUUCAUCAUGAGAGCUUUCAGAAUAUGUCUACCAUUUCUGAAUUAUGUCGAGGAUUAGCUGAAACAAAUAAGUCGCAGCACUAUCAUUUGAUUGACAGGUUGAUUCGUCUUGUUUUGACUUUGCCUGUUUCCACUGCCACUACAGAGCGGGCAUUUUCAUCUAUGAAACAUGUUAAAACUGUGCUUCGCAAUAAAAUAGAAGAGGAGUUCUUAGCAGAUUCUAUGAUGAUUUAUAUUGAACGAGAGCUUGUUGAAGAUAUUGAUUCGGAUUCGAUCAUAGAUGAAUUCUAUUCUACAAAACAUCGAAGGGUGCAGCUUUGA
Molecule: messenger RNA, 1812 nt
Organism: Populus trichocarpa (black cottonwood)
Lineage: Eukaryota; Viridiplantae; Streptophyta; Magnoliopsida; Malpighiales; Salicaceae
Exons: 4
Coding region: 1-1812 (603 amino acids)
Molecular function (GO): protein dimerization activity
Source: RefSeq, a predicted model, not a curated record